Molecule: messenger RNA, 3031 nt
Organism: Trichoderma citrinoviride
Lineage: Eukaryota; Fungi; Ascomycota; Sordariomycetes; Hypocreales; Hypocreaceae
Product: mRNA triphosphatase CET1
Exons: 5
Coding region: 335-3031 (898 amino acids)
Biological process (GO): 7-methylguanosine mRNA capping; polynucleotide 5' dephosphorylation
Cellular component (GO): mRNA capping enzyme complex
Molecular function (GO): polynucleotide 5'-phosphatase activity
Source: RefSeq, a predicted model, not a curated record
CUGUGCUUGUUGCGCGCCUGGGCUGCCCGGCCCCGCCACCAAGGACGCAAUCGCGACGCCUCAGCCUUUCGCCUUUUCAGCCUCGAGCCUUCCGUCCGGUGCGUGUAAGCUCGAGGAUGUGCGUUUGCGCCUCGGACGGCCCUGCAUCCUCUGCGCCCUCGAUCGCCAUCUAAGACCAGACUGAAGCAAGACCAACGGCGUCGGCGAGUCGCAGCCGCCGCUGACCCAGGCGCACCACAGCGCGGCGCCGCAUGCUGGACAGUUUGAGGCUCGCCGCCCGAUCCAUCGCCUCGCGCAAGAGGCCACACGACCGUGUGACGACGUCUCAGCAGCCAUGGAUCUCCGCUCCGUUCUGAACACGUCCGACAAUGGCGACCGCGCGCCCUCGAAGCCGCCGCCGGCUCCUCCUCCUCCUCACCACCACCAACACCUGCAGCAUCAGCAACAGCAGCAGCAGCCUCGUCCUGCUUCCGCGACCCAAUAUGGACCUGGGCCUCGCGAGUAUUCGCAGCAGCCGCCUCAAGCAUCGCCGAGCAAGCCUGCGAUGCACGACUACUCGCAUCCUCACCAGCAACCUCAGCCGCAUCCUCACCCUCACCACUACCCGCCCCAGCAGGUCCAGCAGCAGCAACCGCAAUUCCAGCAGCAGCAGCAGUCUCAGCCGCCGCAGCAUCGGCCGUCCAAUGCCUAUCCAGCGCAGUCGCCAUAUCAGACGCCUGGACCGUAUCCAGGACGGCCCUCUGCCGUGCCGCCGCCGCCGCUCCAACCGCCGAGUCUAUAUCACGAUCCCCGCUCGCCUGGAAGCUCACGGUCAAACUCUGGCCCCGUUCUAGCCUCGCCCUACCGGCCGUCGCCGACGUCAGCCUCGACGCCCGGAGGCUCUGCGGGCUACCCGUUCCCUACGCAGCCUCCAGACAUGAGCAGCCCGAUCCAGCGGCAGUAUCCGAGCCAAUACCAGGACCCACGCGAUCCAAGAGACCCAAGACGAGACAGCUAUGCGCAGAGCCCAGGACAUGCUCCUCCUCCUCCUCCGCCGGCGUACCAGCUCCAGCAUCAGCAUCAGCAACAGCAGAUGAUGCAGCAGCAGCAGCAGCAGCAGCACGCCGCGCGCCAGUCGUCACCCGCGAGGCCCAGCACCAGCGCCAGCAGCGCGUCCUACCAGGCGUACCUCCAGCACCAGCAGCGCUCCCCGACAGUGGCCCAGCAGCACUACGGGCCCUACGCACAGGGCAGCCCAGGCCCUGCAGCGCCUCCACCGGCCGACUACAGCCGCCACCCGUCCAGCUCGCAGCCGCCAACCCCUUUGGGCCCGCCGUCCAGCGCCCUGCGCCAGCCCUCGACGCCUGGGGGCUUUGGCCAGCAGCCGCCCAGCCCCUACCAGCAGCGCAUGUCGCCUCCAGCCCAGACCCCGACACCGCAGCCCCCGGCUCCGCCUGCCCACGUCCCGCCGCAGGCUCAGACUCAGCCGUCGCCAAAACCCGCGCCGCCACCGGAAACCCCUGCCCAUCGCCCGCCCUCGCAACAGUCCGCCCACGGCUCGCCCGUUGCAGAACCCGCCGGGCGCCCACGAUCCCAGACCGAGCGGGAGCAAAGUCUGUCGGUCAGUCCCAAGACCAGGCUCGGCUCCAUCCCUAGCGUUUCCGACGCCACCCCGGCCCUGACGGACCGACCUGCGACAUCUUCGCUCAGCGUCCACUCCAUGGCGGUCGAUUCAGAUCGGGCGGUCACGCCUGCGAAGCGAAAGCUGGAGGAUCUCAACAUGAGCCCCGGCGAAUUGGAGAACAAGGGAUCAAAGCCGCCCCCCGGCGAGGUCAACGGUGGCUACGUGGAACGCAUCCAAAAGUCGUCGUCUCCUAUCCCGCCCAAGAAAAGGCGGACAAGAUACACCCAGCCGCCAAUCUGGGCCCAGAGCAUCCACACUCUGGGCAAGAAACUGCCCUCCAACCCCAACUUUGUUCUCCAAAAGCGACUUCAUUCCCACAUCAAUGGCAAGCACGAUGCCGCCGCCGCCAGCCACCAGACGUCGCCCGAAACAAAGAGAAAUCCACAGCCCAGCGUCAGCCAGCCGCCCGCUCCGUCCGAGCCCGAUAUACAGGAGAUACUGGGUCCUUGGGAGGCCAGCAUUACCGGCCUUAAGCCCAUCGAGGAGCUCUCCAAGAACGUGGCCGACUUCUUCUUCAUCCAUGCCAUCAACAACCAGGACAUGCAGGAGAUUAUGAGCAGAGGGAUACAGUUUGAGAUUGAGGCUAAGCUGGGUACUCUCAUCGACAAGGACACCAACCAGCGCGUGGACCGGUUCGUCUCCACUGAAUGCAUUCUCGACGACAAUGGUCGGGUUGCUUUCAAGAGCAGCAUGACAGAGGCCCAGCACAAGUCAUACAACCAGUUUCUUAACGACAUGGUCGUACAGACCGACCCGCGAAAUCCAAACGGCUCUUCCGCGAAGCGAGUUCAAGUCAUAUAUAAACACAGACGCGAGAUUGAUCGUUUCUACGAUCUGCCGACGGAGCUGCACGGGCAUCUGCCCGGAUGCAUGCGGGCUCGCCUGGGCUCCCGCAGCCGCAACAUCCGAGUGCGCGUCACGUACGACCAAAAGACCAACCAGAUCCUAAACAAGAUCAUCAAGGCGCGCGUCGCAGACAUUGACCUGCACCUGCCCAUGUCCCCCUUUGACUGCCGCAUCAGCAUCAACCUCGAGAUGAACUGGGAUGGAUCUGUCGAGGAACUCGAGCAGGCGCCGUCGAACAGGUCGGAUCGGCAGCCGGACCGCAACAAAGACCGCUUGAGCUACAAGCAGGGUCCUUACCAGAUUGACCUCACACAAGUUGCCCAUCCCACCAACGGCCCGGGGAAUACCCAGCGGAUUGAUAGAGAACAUGAGCUCGAAAUCGAGCUGAAUCAUCAAAUACUUCUCGACCAAGGACGAAGGGCCUUGAGCGGUGCCCCCCACAAAUACCAAGAGUUGGUCGAGGGGUUUGUGGACAAUGUACGAGUGCUGGCCCGAAAAGCCAGGGACUUUACCCCCAGGUGA